AGCAGCCUCUUCACCUGCGGCACCAGCACCAGGCUCGUAAGAUUUGCUUUCCUCUGCACUGAUCUCACCAUGCUCUGACCAUACUGAAGAAACAUCUACCCUGUCUGACUUGUCUGUGUGGCCUGUCCCGUGUAGCUCCGGAGCCUAGAGCAGAGCAACAUGGGAGGAGUGGCACUGGAUGUGGGGGGCCCAGCUGUGAAGGCCCCUGAUGGAGGCUGGGGCUGGGCCGUGUUGCUGGGGUGCUUCGUCAUCACGGGCUUCUCAUACGCCUUCCCCAAAGCCGUCAGUGUAUUCUUCAAGGAGCUGAUCCGUGAGUUUGGUGUGGGCUACAGCGACACAGCCUGGAUCUCCUCCAUCCUGCUGGCCAUGCUGUACGGCACAGGCCCUCUCUGCAGUGUCCUGGUGAACCGCUUUGGCUGCCGACCCGUCAUGAUGGUGGGCGGCCUCUUUGCGUCCAUGGGCAUGAUCCUGGCCUCGUUCGCCACCAGUAUUCUCCAUAUAUACCUGUGCACCGGGGUCAUCACAGGUCUGGGUCUGGCCCUGAACUUCCAGCCCUCCCUGAUCAUGCUGAACCGUUACUUUAACGAGAAGCGCCCCCUGGCUAACGGUCUGUCUGCGGCAGGGAGUCCUGUGGCCCUGUGCUGCCUCUCCCCUCUGGGACAAGUGCUGCAGUACCAAUAUGGCUGGAGGGGAGGCUUUCUCAUCCUUGGGGGGCUCCUGCUAAACUGCUGUGUGUGUGCAGCCGUCAUGAGGCCCCUGCUUCCCCCUAAGAGCCAGCAGAGGGACACCGAGGCCCCCGGAGUGGGAGAGGGUGCUGACAAGAAGAAAAAGCCCAAACCCAAGUUGCUGGACUUCACCGUGUUCAAAGACUGUGGCUUUGUCAUCUACACCGUGGCUGCCUCCAUUAUGGUGCUGGGGCUCUUUGUACCUCCGGUCUUUGUGGUGAGCUAUGCUAAAGAAUUGGGCUAUGAGGACACCAAGUCCGCCCUGCUGCUCACCAUCCUGGGCUUCGUUGACAUGUUCGCACGGCCCACUUGUGGGGUCAUUGCUGGGCUCAAGUGGGUGCGCCCACGCUGUGUCUACCUCUUCAGCUUCGCCAUGAUCUUCAACGGGGUCACAGACCUCGUCGGAUCACAGGCAUCGGACUAUUCAACCCUGGUGGUCUUCUGUAUCUUCUUCGGGAUCUCCUAUGGGAUGGUGGGCGCACUGCAGUUCGAGGUGCUCAUGGCCAUCGUAGGCACUGAGAAGUUCUCCAGCGCCAUUGGCUUAGUACUUCUCAUGGAGGCCAUCGCUGUGCUCAUCGGGCCCCCUGGUGCAGCUGCAGAAACCAUGCCCAAGCUGCAGGGCUUUGAAUUCUGGCGUCAGACGCUGAAGGAAGCACGCUUUGUGGUGGCUCCCAUGGUGGACCAGAGCGAGCUGGCCUGGCGCCUGCUGAGCCGCAGACAUGGGGCCCAGCUCUGCUACACCCCCAUGUUCCACGCCCAGGUGUUUGUGCGUGACGCCAACUACAGGAGGGAAAACCUGUACAAUGAGGUGUGCACAGAGGACCGGCCGCUCAUCACACAGUUCUGUGCCAAUGACCCAGAGGUGUUUGUCCAGGCAGCUCUGCUGGCUCAGGACUACUGCGAUGCCAUUGACCUUAACCUGGGCUGUCCUCAGAUGAUUGCGAAGAGAGGUCACUAUGGGGUUUUCCUGCAGGAUGAGUGGGAACUGCUGGAGAAAAUGGUGAAGUUGGCCCAUGAGAAGCUGUCUGUGCCCGUGACUUGUAAGAUCCGAGUGUUCGAGGACAUGGAGAAGACUGUCCGAUAUGCACAGAUGCUGGAAAAGGCCGGAUGUCAGCUGCUUACGGUGCAUGGUAGAACCAAAGACCAGAAAGGAGCUUUUACAGGCAUCGCCAGCUGGGAGCACAUCAAGGCUGUGCGGCAGGCAGUGAAGAUCCCUGUGUUUGCCAAUGGGAACAUCCAGCACCUGAGCGACGUGGAACGCUGCAUCCAGGAGACCGGAGUGCAGGGGGUCAUGAGUGCAGAGGGAAACCUGCAUAACCCAGCCCUGUUCGAGGGCCGUAGCCCCCCUGUGUGGGAGAUGGCUGAGGAAUAUCUGGAGGUGGUGAGAGAGCACCCACCCUGCACCCUGUCCUUCAUCAGAGCUCACCUGUUCAAGCUCUGGCACCACACGCUGCAGAUCCACCAGGACCUGAGGGAGGAGCUGGCCAAAGUCAAGACUGUGGAGGGACUGGCUGAAGUCAGCCACCAGCUCAAACUCAGGUGUCAGGAGGAGAUUUCUCGCUGUGCUGGAGCAGAGGAGUGGGACAGAGAUUUGCCUUUCCCGCACUGGAUCUGUCAGCCCUACGUACGACCACCGCCCAAGGACCCAGUGAUGAAUGGGAACAGCCAGCCCGCAGAUGUGAAGAAGCCCACCUGCCACAAGAGGGCGCUGGAGGAUGACCCGGACUCUAACCCUGAAGGUCUGUCCAAAAACAAGCAGAAGAAGAGGUCCAGGAACCCCCACAAGAACUUUUGCCCCGAGCAAAAACCAAAGUACAUCAAGUGUGAGCAGUGUGGAAACCCAAAGGGAAAUAAAUGUGUUUUCAACCUGUGUCGCGGCUGCUGUAAGAAGAAGGCCUUCAAAGAGGUGGCAGACUGCCCAAGUCACGGGCUGAAGUUCAAGACCAAAGCAGAUAAGCGCAAACAGGAGGAAGAGGAGGAGGAGCAGAAGGAGGAGGAUAAGGAGAAAGAGAGGAACCAGAGGGGCCAAAAGCGCAAGAGUGGGACAGAACAUGAGAGGAAAAGCACAGUGCCUCCUUCAGUCCAGGGCUCACCACCACACAUGCUCCCAAAUGGACAAACAAACCUGUGAACUGCUGUGAUGCACAAAAUUCUAUAUCUACAGUGGUUAAAAUAACUACAAUAAGGAACAUCCGGCACCCCAUCGGAAACAUACUGCUUUAGAUGAUUCUAAACCAAGAGUCUAACUCAUAAAUGUAGAACUGGAGCUGCUUAAAAACUAAGCUUAAAAGAGGUCUCAGACAGCUCUUAACUAGGUCUAAAACUGCACUUAAACAAGUCUUAACAACAAAUUAAGUG
This is a messenger RNA of Periophthalmus magnuspinnatus, 3083 nucleotides long. RefSeq names its product tRNA-dihydrouridine(16/17) synthase [NAD(P)(+)]-like. Gene Ontology annotation, biological process: transmembrane transport; monocarboxylic acid transport. Bases 160 to 2856 code for a protein of 898 amino acids. The transcript has 19 exons. The record is from RefSeq and is a predicted model, not a curated record. Gene Ontology annotation, molecular function: monocarboxylic acid transmembrane transporter activity; tRNA dihydrouridine synthase activity. Gene Ontology annotation, cellular component: membrane. Lineage: Eukaryota; Metazoa; Chordata; Actinopteri; Gobiiformes; Gobiidae.